This is a messenger RNA of Jatropha curcas, 2695 nucleotides long. Its product is annotated as transcription factor GTE8. The record is from RefSeq and is a predicted model, not a curated record. Gene Ontology annotation, molecular function: protein binding. Lineage: Eukaryota; Viridiplantae; Streptophyta; Magnoliopsida; Malpighiales; Euphorbiaceae.
AGUUUCUCUCUCUAACACGAGCGCGUACACUCUCUCUCUAGGUUUUCUUUUGUUUUCAUAAAGAGGGCCUUGUCGUCUUCGACUCGGGCGGCUCUGCUCGCGACCCAGUGUAAACAAGGCCGCAAUCGUGCUCUCUGUUGAAGUUAAUUUGGCGCUUCGAUUACGGGUCCAACGUUAACGAUCUAGGGCUUUGGUUGCGGGUGGUCGUAUUAUUCUUUAUAUUUAUUCCUUUUUCCUGUUCUUUACAUGAAUUAUCUUCGACGGAUUCUACCGGAGUUCGUUUCGGUGGAAGGAUUCGCUAUUUGUUGAGCCAGCAAAGGAUUAUCUACUGAAUCGAGUAUUAAACCAGCUUUUUUGUGGCGGGAUAGGAGGAACUAGAAACAAAUUUUGGCUUAGAAAUGGCAAAGAAUGAUAAAUUACAUGGGGAAUUUUAUAGAAAUGCAUUUGAGGCAGUAGGGGAAAUGGAGGGUUCUGGUAGCUCAGGACGGAUUGACACAGAGAUUACUGCUUCUGAGGAUUCAAGUGCACCUACAAGGAAAUGCAUUAAUUUAAAUUCCAAUAAACGGGACCAAUUUGAUGUCCCUCUACAAGUGCUUUCUUUGUUGCAUAUGCUACCAUCUGAAAGAAAGGAUUUAAUAUGUCGGUUGAGAUUUGAACUUGAACAGAUAAGGUUACUCCAAAAGAAAGUGGAGAUGCAGAGAACGAAUGCUGUUACAUUGUCUUCUUCUAGUGACAUUCUUAGUUGUAGUAAUGGGACAAAUGGGCCUCGAGCAGUGACUUUUAGCAAGUCAUCAGUGAUGGCCUCUGGGCCAGGUAAGAAAGCGAAUCCUACAGCUAAAGGACGGGAAUGGAAUCGGAAUAGUUCUGGAAGGUUUAAGUCUACAAAGCAAGCUUCAGCACCAAGCACUACAAAUGUGAUGGUGAUGAAACAGUGUGAGACAUUGUUGAAUAGAUUGAUGAGCCAUCAGUAUGGGUGGGUCUUCAAUGAGCCAGUUGACAUUGUGAAGUUGAACAUCCCAGAUUAUUUAAAUAUUAUCAAGCAACCAAUGGAUCUGGGGACAAUAAAGCAGAAGUUAGUCUCGGGCAUGUGCUCAAGCCCAUGGGAUUUUCUUCGUGAUGUGAGGCUUACAUUCAAAAAUGCUAUGGAAUACAAUCCAAAAGGUCAUGAUGUACACAUCAUGGCUGAGACUCUUAGUAAAUUUUUUGAAGUGAGAUGGAAAAACAUUGAGAAGAAAUUACCCAAGACUGAUGCUCCAGCUUUACAGGCAAAGUCAGGUCCACGGGAAAACUUACAAGUUACUGAAAUUUCUCCCAUUAAAAAGAGAAAAAUAACUUCAUAUCAACAUGAAGUUGUGCCAGAGCCUGUUAGGCGGGUAAUGACAGAUGAUGAAAAGCAGAAUCUGGGCAAUGAAUUGGAGUCUUUGUUGGCAGAGAUGCCUGUACAUAUCAUUGAUUUUUUGAAGGAACAUAGCUCAAAUGGAAAGGAUGCCGGAGAAGAUGAAAUUGAGAUAGAUAUUGAUGAUCUCAGUGAUGACACUUUGUUCACUUUGCGGAAGCUUUUAGAUGAUUAUUUGCAAGAAAAACAGAAGAGCCAAGUAAGGGGGGAACCUUGUGAAAUAGAGCUGUUGAAUGAAUCAGGGUUGAGCAAUUCAUCAAUGCAACAACAAAAAGGGAAUGACCCAGCUGAUGAGGACAUUGACAUUGGUGGCAAUGAGCCUCCUGUCACAAGCUUUCCUCCAGUGCAGAUAGAGAAGGAUACAGGCCAUAAGGGGAGUAAAUGCAUCAGUUCAGGCAGCUCCAGUGAUUCUGACUCUGAUAGUUCGUCAGAAAGUGAAUCUGAUGAUGCAAAAGCUUCUAGUCCAAUAACUGCAACAAAGGUUCCUGAAAACUUGGGUUCUGGGGUUCAAUUAGAUGACAAAGCAAAUGCUUUUGAUCCACUAGAGAUAAAUCAAUCAUGUCCAGAAUCAGUUAGUGGACUGGAUCAACUUGAACAAUCUUCCCAGCAAAAGCCAAGUUCUGUUGAGUCAGAUUGCCGCCAAGACGGGGACAGUGCACCAAGUGAGAGGCAGGUCUCUCCGGAGAAACUUAUCAGGGCUGCAAUACUGAAGAACCGAUUUGCUGAUACGAUAUUAAAAGCGCGAGAGAAGACGCUUUCACAGGUUGACAAGGGGGAUCCUGAAAAAUUGAAGCGGGAGAUGGAGGAACUUGAGAUGCAGAAAAAGAAAGAAAAAGCUAGGUUGCAAGCUGAAGCCAAGGCUGCAGAAGAUGCUCGAAGACAGGCUGAGGCAGCAGCUGCAGCUGAGGCUAGACGGAAGAGGGAGCUUGAAAGAGAAGCAGCACGGCAGGCAUUGUUACAGAUGGAAAGAACUGUUGAAAUUAAUGAAAACGCUAGGUUGCUCGAAGACCUAGAAAUGCUUAGGAGUGCACCAGCUGAGCAUUUGCCAAGUUCUGUUGAUGAGACAAGUCCUGAUCACUCUCAGGAUGGCCUUGGCGGCUUUAGAUUUGGCGGAAGUAAUCCUUUAGAACAGCUCGGUCUGUUCAUGAAACAAGACGAUGAGGAGGAAGAGGGUGAACCAUUAGAUGUUCCAAAUCCUGUAAAUGAUGUAGAAGAGGGAGAAAUUGAUUAACCUUGUGUUAAGCUUGUUUGUGUAUUCAUGAAACAGUAAUGAAUCAAGAGUCAUAAGCAUACAUGAUA